AUGAUGAACUCUAAUGCAUCACAUGCCAACCACCACAGUUUCGUUUUGACAGGUAUUCCAGGGAUGCCAGACAAAAACCCGUGGAUGGCCUUCCCCCUGGGAUUUCUCUACACCCUAACUCUCCUGGGAAAUGGUACCAUCCUAGCUGUCAUCAAGGUAGAUCAGAGUCUCCAUGAGCCUAUGUACUACUUCCUCUCUAUCUUGGCUCUGACUGAUGUUAGUCUCUCCAUGUCCACCUUGCCCUCCAUGCUCAGCAUCUUCUGGUUUAAUGCCCCUGAGAUUCCCUUUGAUGUAUGCAUCACUCAGAUGUUCUUCAUCCAUGGUUUUGGAGUGGUAGAAUCGGGAGUCUUAGUGUCCAUGGCCUUCGACAGAUUUGUGGCCAUCCGAGACCCACUGCGCUAUGCUUCCACCCUCAGUCAUGGCGUCAUCGGCAAGAUUGGAGUAGCUGUUCUCACCCGAGCAGUUUGCUUGUCUCAUUCAUACUGUCUCCACCAAGAUGCAGUGCGGCUAGCCUGUGCCAGCACCCGCAUCAACAGCCUCUAUGGCCUCAUCAUCGUCAUCUUCACGUUGGGGCUUGAUGCCCUGGUCAUUCUCUUCUCUUACUUGCUCAUCCUGAAGAUUGUGCUGGGCAUUGCUUCCAGAGCCCCAGAAAGGCUCAAAGCCCUCAACACCUGCCUCUCUCACAUCUGUGCUGUGCUCCUCUUCUAUGUUCCUCUCAUUGGUGUCACCAUGAUCCACAGAUUUGGGAAGCAUCUGUCACCAGUAGUGCACACACUCAUGGCCAAUAUCUAUCUGUUACUGCCCCCUGUGCUAAACCCCAUUGUCUAUAGUGUGAAGACCAAACAGAUACGGAGGCGGGUCAUCCAUGUGUUCCAGAGAAGAAAGAACAGAGCCUAG
Molecule: messenger RNA, 897 nt
Organism: Vicugna pacos (alpaca)
Lineage: Eukaryota; Metazoa; Chordata; Mammalia; Artiodactyla; Camelidae
Product: olfactory receptor 51H1
Biological process (GO): G protein-coupled receptor signaling pathway
Cellular component (GO): plasma membrane
Molecular function (GO): G protein-coupled receptor activity; olfactory receptor activity
Source: RefSeq, a predicted model, not a curated record